AUGCGGCAAUGGGCUGCAAUACUUUAUAGGAUAUUAAAUGUAAAGUUUGUUCGUCACUGUUCCCAUUUAAAUAUGGGUCCUAAAAGAAUAGCAGUGUGUCAAAUGACUUCCGUUGCAGACAAGGCUUCGAACUUGCAAGUUAUCACUAAGCUUGUAAGUGAUGCCAUUCAGGAUAAAGUUCAGAUGUUAUUUUUUCCUGAAGCAUGUGAUUAUUUGUGUGACAAUAAACAGGAUACACUCAAUUUUGCAGAGCCCUUACUUACAGGUGAUACUGUUCAAAACUAUAGACAAUUGGCUGCUAAAUAUAAUGUAUGGUUAUCUAUGGGAGGAGUGCAUGAAAAGGAUGAAAACAGCCCCACAAAAAUGUUUAAUACUCAUGUCAUCAUAGACAAUACUGGUGAAAUAGUACAGACAUACAGAAAGUUGCACUUAUUUGAUGUAGAGAUUCCAGAAAAGAAUGUACGUUUGAAGGAAAGCGAUUUUACCAUUCCUGGUAGUCAUGUAGUUACCCCUGUGGAUACACCUGUUGGUAGAAUUGGACUGGCGAUAUGCUACGACAUGCGUUUCCCGGAGCUAAGCACAGCACUCGGUUCCAUGAGAUCAGACAUUCUAACUUACCCGUCGGCAUUCACUUACACCACUGGUGUGGCACAUUGGCAUCUACUUCUCAGGGCCAGAGCCAUCGAGAAUCAGUGCUACGUGAUAGCGGCAGCGCAAACCGGCCACCAUAACGCCAAGAGGCGCUCCUUCGGGCACGCGCUUGUCGUGGACCCCUGGGGCGAAGUCCUAGCCGACUGCGGGGAGUCGGCCCCCUGCUAUAAAGUCGUCGAAAUGUCGCCCGACAGGCUGGCCGAUGUCAGACGGAAUAUGCCCGUUUUUCAGCAUCGAAGAACGGACAUUUACUCGCUGUACACGCUUAGUCUGCGAAACAAGCUGUUACCGGAGCACACCAGCGCCCCCCACGCGUGCGAAUCCGCCGAGGGCCGAACGCGGGACUCGACAGUGGACGAGCCGACGUACGUCUUCGGCACGGCGAGGGUGCCGGAGUCUUGCGUCUUCUACAAGUCCAGGCUGACCUACGCCUUCGUCAACUUGAGAUGCGUCACACCAGGCCACGUUCUCGUAGCGCCAUUGCGUUUGGCCGAAAGGAACGAAGACCUCACUGAUGAGGAGGCCGCGGACUUCUUCAAAACCGCCCGCUUGAUUCAGAAGUUGAUGGAGACGGUGCACGGUGCGAACUCGUGUACGGUGACCAUUCAAGACGGACCGGAAGCCGGACAAACCGUUAAGCAUCUCCACUGUCACAUACUGCCGAGGAAGAAAGGCGACUUCCUAGAAAACGACCACAUCUAUCUGGAGCUAGCGAAACACGACAAAGUAUCAUCGCACCCAAGAAAACCAGCGAGGAGCUUGCAGGAAAUGAGGGAGGAAGCCGCAAUGUUACGAGAAAAACUCGAAACAAUGUUAACUCCAAUCGAGACACACAAA
Messenger RNA from Iphiclides podalirius (scarce swallowtail), 1488 nucleotides. The record is from the annotation of a GenBank genome assembly. Lineage: Eukaryota; Metazoa; Arthropoda; Insecta; Lepidoptera; Papilionidae.